Molecule: messenger RNA, 6893 nt
Organism: Talpa occidentalis (Iberian mole)
Lineage: Eukaryota; Metazoa; Chordata; Mammalia; Eulipotyphla; Talpidae
Gene: GPR179
Product: G protein-coupled receptor 179
Biological process (GO): G protein-coupled receptor signaling pathway
Cellular component (GO): membrane
Molecular function (GO): G protein-coupled receptor activity
Source: RefSeq, a predicted model, not a curated record
AUGGGCACCAGGUCAGUGGCUAUGCCCCCUUCCAUCUGGGGGCUGCUGGGCUGCUGUUUCCUUUGUGACUGGGCUCUGGGGGGUCCACGGCCCCUCCACUCUCUGCCCCCACUGUCCUCCCAAGUCAAGCCAGGAUCUGAGCCCAGGUGGUUGCCCCAAGAAGGGGCUGAGGCAGCCCUGGCUUUUCUUUACUCUGGAGAUGCCCAGCAGCUGUCAGGGGCUAACUGCAGUGAGCACUACAAAGCCCAGGGUGCAGGAGCCAGGUUAGGGCUCCCCCCAAUCCUAUGGAAGGCAGCGGUCACCCUUGCCCAGGCUGCCAAUUUCCUCAACAUGCUGCUCCAAGCCAACGACAUCCGAGAGUCCAGCGUGGAGGAAGACAUGGAGUGGUACCAGGCGCUCGUCCGCAGCGUGGCCGAGGGGGACCUGAGGGCAUAUCGGGCUUUGCUGACCUUUAACCCUCCGCCUGGGGCCAGCCACCUGCAGCUGGCCCUACAAGCCACCCGAGUGGGAGAGGAGACCAUCCUUCAGGACUUGUCCAAGAACAGACGACGGGAGAGUCCAACCGGAGGCUCAGACACCCCUGCUCUGCAGAAGCGGGUAUUGACCAACGAUCUAGGGAGCCUUGGAAGUCCCAAGUGGCCACGGGGGGAUGGAUAUGUGGGGGACAUGCAGCAUGUGAGGCUGUCUCCCCCCUUCCUGGAAUGCCAGGAGGGCCGGCUCCGUCCAGGCUGGCUUAUUACGCUGUCCACCACCUUCUAUGGACUCGCGCCAGACCUCAGCCCAGAGGUCAGGGGGCAGGUGCAGAUGGACGUAGACCUUCAGAGCGUGAACGUCAACCAGUGUGCCAGUGGCCCGGGCUGGUACGCUAACACACACAUGUGUGAACUCAACAGCACCCAGUGUGUCCCCCUGGAGGGCCAGGGCUUUGUCCUUGGCCGCUACCUCUGCCGCUGCCGACCUGGCUUCUACGGGGCAAGUCAUUCCGGGGGGUUAGAAGAAAGCGCCACCCAGCCUACCGGGCAAUUUGGGUCCCUGCAAAGCAGCACGGAGAGGUUGCUGCGGUGCCAGCCAUGUCCCAAGGACUGCACCAGCUGCACGAAUGCUACCCCCUGCCUGGUGGAGGAGGCCCUGGUGCUGCGGGCACUGGUGCUGGCCUGCCAGGCCUGCUGCAUGCUCGCCGUCCUCCUGAGCAUGCUGCUCUUCUACCGCUGCCGCCGGAGCAAGAGGAUCCGGGCAUCUGGAGUUGUUCUGCUGGAAACCAUCCUUUUGGGAUCCCUGCUGCUCUACUUCCCUGUCUUCAUCCUGUACUUCAAACCCAGCGUAUUCUGCUGCAUCGCUCUCCGCUGGGUCCGCCUGCUGGGUUUCGCCAUCGUCUACGGCACCAUUGUCCUCAAGCUUUAUAGGGUGCUCCAGCUGUUUCUAUCUCAAAUGGCACAGCGAUUCUCCCACCUGAGCAGCAGGCAGCUGCUUCAGCGCCUGGGGCUGCUCCUGCUGCUAGUGCUGGGUUUCCUGCUGGUGUGGACAGCAGGGGUCCUGGAACCAGGCCAGCACACGCCUCUGGUGACCCAAGGCCAGACUCCUGCAGGCCGCCGCUUCCACCUCUGUCACCACGGCCACUGGGACUAUGUCAUGGUUGUAGCCGAGAUGCUGCUGCUGUGCUGGGGCAGCUUCCUCUGCUACGCUGGCCGGGCUGUCCCUGCGGCCCUCCAUGAGCCCCGCCAUCUUGGCAUCGCCCUGCACAAUGAGUUGCUGCUCUCCUCUGCUUUCCAUGCAGCCAGGUUUGUGCUGGUUCCCUCCCUACAUCCGGACUGGACCCUCCUCCUCUUCUUCUUUCACACCCACAUCACCGUCACUGUCACUCUGGCUCUGAUCUUCAUCCCCAAGUUCCGGAAGCUUGGGGCGCCUUCCCGGGAGGAGAUGGUGGACGAGGCCGGUGAGGAUGAGCUGGACCUGCAGCUCUCAGGCUCCUAUCUCAACAGCAGCAUCGCCUCAGCCUGGAGCGAGCACAGCCUGGACCCUGGAGACAUUCGGGAUGAGCUGAAGAAGCUUUAUGCCCAGCUAGAGGCCUAUAAGACCAAGGAAAUGGCUGCCAACAACCCCCACCUGCCCAAGAAGCGGGGCGGCUCUCGACAGGGCCUGGGCCGCUCCUUCAUGAGGUACCUGGCUGAGUUCCCCGAGGCCCUGGCCUGGCAGCACUCCCAGGACUCCCCAGGGUGCAGCAGCAUGCCUGGCUCCUCCCGCCACAGGCUCCUCAGCUCCAGCCUCCAGGAGCCCCAGUGGAAACCAGCCCUCCGCAAGUCCCGCAGCACCUAUGAGCAUGACCAGGGCAGGGAGCAGGACCUGCCUCUCCUCAACUCGCUGCUGAGGAGCAAGCUGGCCAAGAAAGCCUCGAGAGAGAGCAGGGAGUCGGUGGAGGAGCCCCCUGUCCUGGGCUUCAGGUCCAUCAGCGCCCACAAUCUGACAGUUGGAGAGAAGCUCCUCAGGGCCCCGCCCACCUCGCUGCAGAAGUCGCUCAGCGUGGUGGCUGGCUCCAGGGAAAAGGCCUUACUGGUGGCUAGCCAGGCCUUCCUAGAGGAGACCUAUAGGCAGGCAAAGGAGCAAGAAGAGAGAAAGAUGGCAGAGGCGGCCAUGGCCAGCCCAGUGUGGAGGCCAUCAGCCAGGAGGCUCGAGCAAGCUCAAGGGGCUCCCCUGUCAGCCCCACUUUCCCCUGCCAAGAGCAGCAGUGUGGACAGCCCCCCUCCCUCUGGGAAGCUUCAAGAGGAUACUGUGAAAAGAUUACCCCACCCACCCAUCAUGCACCAGGUCCCCACUCCCAUCUUGGCCCUGUCUGGGCCCUGCCUAGGAGAACCACAUAUGCUGUCUCCCACCUCCACCUUGGCCCCAGCUCUGAUGGCAGCCCCAGGCCCUAGCCUGGCACCAAUUCCAGUAUCCCCUCAAGGCCCCAGUGUACUCACCUACAUCUGCCCCUGGGAGGAUACAGAACUGCCAGUCAAGAAAGAAAAUGUGGCUCGAAAAGACCCCUCAGGGCCAGAGCAAGGCAACCACCCCUUGGCUCCUGCUCGGGCCAAGCUCUGGAGGGCCCUCUCCAUUGCUGCAGAGAAAAGAGGGGGUGAGGAGAAUGGGAUGGAUGUAGGGGAUGGGCACCUCCAGACAGAUGAGGACAGGCCCAAAAUCAUCUCUAAAUCCCACAGCCUCAAGACCCAGCAGGGAUCCAUGCGCAGUCUGGGACUGGCCAUCAAGGCUCUGACCCGUUCUAGAAGCACAUACAGAGAGAAGGAGAGUGGGAAGGUGGUCCCUGGCGGGGAGAAGGGCAGAGCAUCAGGAGAGGGUGCGGGGGCGUGCCCCCAGUCUCCCAGGCCAGGCCGGCCCAGGGCAGUGAGUAAGCAGACUGCCCUUGCCCCCAGUGAUGAUGAAGAGUCCCUCCAGAACCAACAGAACGCUCACACCAGCAGGAUGCUCCAGGUCUGCCACCAGGAGGGCACCAGGGAACAAGACGACAGAGGCAGGAGGACACCCCAGAGCCUAGGGGAGGAGAGAGCUGAGAGAGCAGUUAGAGCAGGGCCUGCCCCACUGAGGCAAGUCAGGCAGAACACAGUAGGUGACAGAACGACUGAGCGAGCAAAAGCAGCCCCCAUAGGUGGGCAGGAACUGCCCAAAUCUGGCCGGCAGUCUCUGGGCAGUGCUGACAGCUGUGUGGCAGAGGUGUGCCCCUGGGAAGCCACCGAGUUAGAAACCUGUCUGCCAGACAGUAGCAACAAGGCCGAAAUCUGCCCCUGGGAGGUGAGUGAAGGAACCCCUGAGAGCAGGGCAUUAAGAAGAGAUCUACAGGACUCUCAGGAGGAAAGGGGGAAAGCCCCAGAAAAAUCAGAACCCAAAGAUGUGGCUGCUAUUGCUCGGAAGAAGCCAGAAAGGCUGGUCAAGAGGCAGGAGGCAGUAUGUCCCCGGGAGAAUGCUGGUCCUGGGGGUCUGUCCCCUCCGGACUGUGACAAAACCAAGGGCAGGUCUGAGGCAGGGAGAAGCGUGGAGGCUAGAGAGAUAGAGAAUGCAGGACUAUCCCAGCAAAAGCUGAAAACAUUCUUCUGCAAAGAACAGAAAUCAGAUGGAGACUUGGAGUUUCAUUGUCCAUGGGAGAGGACAGAUUUCCGGGGCCCCUCAGCAAUCUCCACUCAGGUCCCAAGAACCGCUGGGGACCCAGGGUGUCUGAGCACUAGUGUUGUGGAGGUGUGUCCGUGGAAGGCGGGGGACACUCGUGCUGUCAGGAAAACAGAGAUCUGUCCCUGGGAGCUGGGUGACGAGGUAGCCGGGAAGGAAGUGUUGGGUGACGGGACGGGUGGAGAAUCUCUCCAGGGAAUGGGAAGUUCUGAAGAGAAGGUGGGACAAACUGGGAAAGCAGCGCAAGAGUUAAGUCACUGGCAGGAGUCAGCGUGUCCCUGGGAGGACACAGCCCCUGGGCACUCCAGCCCAUGUCUAGACAGUGCUUCAUCCAGAGCUGGUGGCCUCAGCCAGGGAGGAAGUAGAGCCACUCAGGGAUGUCCACAGGAAAAUCUCAGGCCAGGGGUCACACCUGCCAGGGCAGAGACCUGUCCCUGGAAGGUAGGUGAAAGAAUAAGAGAAGACUGGACAGCGGGUUGGGCAUCAGGAGAAGACUCUCAAGAGGGUCAGGAGAAAAUGCCUGGAACAUUAGGAAUCAAAGAUGCCACUACUUGGGAAAAGCAGGAAGCAGUCUGUCCUUGGGAAAGUGUGGACCCUGACAGCUUCUCCCCACGACGAGCUCAAAACAGAGAAAGACCCAAAGCCAGUUUCCAGGCAUCAGGCCUUGUGGGAAGCAAAAUUGCAGAGAUCUGUCCGUGGGAUGUGGAGGGGAUCCUGCCUGGUGAGAAGGCAGAGAUCUGCCCUUGGGAGGCGGGCACUGGAGCAGGGGAGCAGAGAGCUUUGGGAGUUGAGGCCACUAGCAAGAUGCCAGACCACGUAGGAAAGGCUCCUGCAGCUCCUGGACCCAGCGAGGUGGCUGUUCCUGCCCCAAAGGAGCCGGAGAGGCCAGCGCAGGAGCAGGAGGUGGGUUGUCCCUGGGAGAGCAUGGGUCCAAGGGGCUCCUCUCAGCAUUCAGACACUGGCAGACCAGAAGUUGGGUUUCAGGAACUGGACCAUGUGGGGUACAGGCGGGCCGAGGUGUGUCCCUGGGAAGUGGAGGAAGCGCCUGCCAGUGAAAAAGCCCAGACCUGUCCCUGGGAAUUGAGUGAAGUGGCUACUGGGAAGGGACUAGAAGAAGGUGUGGGGAGUGACUCAGCAGGGCAGAGGGAGAAGACUCUAGAAAAGGGGCGACUCACCUCCCUUGAAGACUUAUCAAAGUGGGAGAAAAAACAGAGCCUGAACCAGGAGGCUAUUGGUCCUUGGGGGAAGGAACCUCGAGCCCAGGUCCUCAAGGUUGCAGACUUGCCCAGCCCGAGUAACAGAGGGGCAGAAGGUUGUUGCCUGGAAGUGAGUGACGAGGCAUCUGAGGGAGAAGACCUGAGACAGGACCCACAGAUGAAUGGAGGGAUCCCAGAACAUGUAACACAAGAAAAAGCUCCUUCAAAAGCCAGAGAAUUCACUGCAGAAGACGAGAAAGAUAAAAGUAUCCAGUUCCAGGCGGAGAGCAUGGCUCCCGCAGGCUCCCUCUCCAGCACUGAGCAAGGGGAAGCUGGCUCUCAGAGACUGGUCAGUGUGGAGGGCAGGAUGGCCGAGGCAUGCGCAGUGGAGGCUCCUGCCCUGGAUGUGCCUGCACCCGACAGUGGUGCCAGAGCUGAGACCCUCUGCUUGGAGGACACUGAGAGACUCCCUGGGAGAGGGCUGUCAACACACCAUGGGAAAGGGGACUCUCCAGAGAAGGGGAAAGCCCUAGAAAAACCAGAGCCCAAAGUUGUGGCAGUUCAGGAAAUGCCAGAGAGGGCAGGUAGGAAGCAGGAGGCUGGGUGUCUCCAGGAGAGCCAGGACUGUGGGGGUCUGUCUCCACAAGCAGCUCCACAAGCUUGUGACAGAAGCAGAGGCAGUUCUGAGGCAGCAGACGGUAUGAGGACCAGCGGAGCCCAGGUGUGUCCAUGGGAAGCAGAAGAGGCUCCCUUUACCAAGAAAGCAGAAAUCUGCCCUUGGGAAGUGAGAAAAGAAGCAGCAGACACAGGAGAACUGGAACAAGAGGUGGACAGAGAUUCCCAAGAACAAGGAGGGAGGUUCCCUCAAAAGGCAGGAUCUGGAGGGGCUGAAGGACACUUUUCAAAAGAAGUGGCUCAGGUCAGCAGAGAGCAGGAGACAGUCUGCCUCCGGGAAGGCACAGAUUAUGGGGAGGAAGACUCUCCAGACACCGACCAGCCCAAAGUCAGUCUCUGUGGAGCAAGAAGUAUGGUGAGCAAGAUGGCAGAGCUGUGUCAGUGGGAAAUCACAAAUCCAGAAGGAAAUAAAAUAAAGGGCACCAUGGCAGACAUCUGUCCUUGGGAGGGAACUGGAGGCUCCUCUGAGGAAUCUGGCCUCCUGCUUUUAACAGGCACUCAGACAGAAAUAUUUUCUCCUACAGCCCCUGAGAAACCGCCUUGCCUUUUAGUCCACAGGCCUCCAGGGAACUUCCUUCUAGAAAGCAAAAGCCCCCACCCCAAGGUGAGCAAGUCAGCCAAUACUUCUCUGGAAGGUGUCAAAGGACUCCAAGGGCCUUCAGCACUUGGAACAGGAACUAGCUUAGCCACAGAUUCAAGUCUCCAAGAAGCUGAGGCUCAGAAGUCUUCCUCCUUGACUGAAGAACAAGAAGUGGUUUCUAAAGUUCCCUGUGAAGGUCCCCCACCAACAGUCUAUCCUCAGCUCUGGGAGUGAUAGCUCCAUCAAGUGAAACAUCAGGCGACUAGCUUUUAGGGGCCAAAGUCCUGUCC